Molecule: messenger RNA, 1938 nt
Organism: Conger conger (European conger)
Lineage: Eukaryota; Metazoa; Chordata; Actinopteri; Anguilliformes; Congridae
Product: potassium voltage-gated channel subfamily D member 3-like
Exons: 8
Coding region: 1-1938 (645 amino acids)
Biological process (GO): potassium ion export across plasma membrane; protein homooligomerization
Cellular component (GO): membrane; neuronal cell body; voltage-gated potassium channel complex
Molecular function (GO): A-type (transient outward) potassium channel activity; protein binding
Source: RefSeq, a predicted model, not a curated record
AUGGCAGCGGGAGUGGCGGCUUGGCUGCCCUUCGCCCGGGCGGCCGCGAUUGGCUGGAUGCCCGUGGCCAACUGCCCCAUGCCCCUCGCCCCCCGGGAGCAGAGCAAGAGGCAGGACGAGUUCAUCAUCCUCAACGUCAGCGGGCGGCGCUUCCAGACCUGGAGGACCACCCUGGACCGCUACCCGGACACCCUGCUGGGCAGCUCCGAGAAGGAGUUCUUCUACAACGAGGAGACCAAGGAGUACUUCUUCGACCGCGACCCGGACGCGUUCCGCAGCGUGCUCAACUUCUACCGCACGGGCAAGCUGCACUACCCGCGGUACGAGUGCAUCUCGGCCUACGACGAGGAGCUGGCCUUCUUCGGCAUCAUCCCGGAGAUCAUCGGCGACUGCUGCUACGAAGAGUACAAGGACCGCAAGCGGGAGAACGCGGAGCGCCUCAUGGACGACCAGGAGGACAACAAGGACAGCAAGCUGCCCAACAUGACCUUCCGCGAGACCAUGUGGCGGGCCUUCGAGAACCCGCACACCAGCACCAUGGCGCUGGUCUUCUACUACGUCACCGGCUUCUUCAUCGCCAUCUCCGUCAUCACCAACGUGGUGGAGACUGUGCCGUGCGGCGCCACGCCCAGCCAGAAGGACAUGCCGUGCGGGGAGCGCUACACGGUGGCCUUCUUCUGCAUGGACACGGCGUGCGUGAUGAUCUUCACCGUGGAGUACCUGAUGCGCCUGUUCGCCGCGCCCAGCCGCUACCGCUUCAUGCGCAGCGUGAUGAGCAUCAUCGACGUGGUGGCCAUCCUGCCGUACUACAUCGGCCUGGUCAUGACCAACAACGAGGACGUGAGCGGCGCCUUCGUCACGCUGCGCGUCUUCCGCGUCUUCCGCAUCUUCAAGUUCUCCCGCCACUCGCAGGGGCUGCGCAUCCUGGGCUACACGCUCAAGAGCUGCGCCUCGGAGCUGGGCUUCCUGCUCUUCUCCCUCACCAUGGCCAUCAUCAUCUUCGCCACCGUCAUGUUCUACGCCGAGAAGGGAUCGAGCUCCAGCAAGUUCACCAGCAUCCCGGCCUCCUUCUGGUACACCAUCGUAACCAUGACUACCUUAGGUUAUGGAGACAUGGUGCCAAAGACCAUCGCGGGGAAGAUCUUCGGCUCGAUCUGCUCGCUGAGCGGGGUGUUGGUAAUAGCCCUGCCCGUUCCCGUCAUCGUGUCCAACUUUAGCCGCAUCUAUCACCAGAACCAGAGAGCAGACAAGCGGCGGGCACAGAAGGUACAGAAAGCCAGACUGGCCAGGAUACGAAUAACCAAGGCUGGCAGCGCCAACGCCUUCCUGCACAGCAAGCGCAAUGGGCUGCUAAAUGAGCUAGCACUACUAACGCAAAUCCCAUAUAAAGCUGCAAGCACAGGCUGGGGAGGCACAGAUGGUGACGAUCAUCAGGCGAAUAAGAGCAGAUCUCUACUGGAGAGCCAACACCACCACCUACUGCACUGUCUGGAGAAAACCACGGCCCACGAGUUUGUGGACGAGCAGAUGUACGAGCAGAACAGCCUGGAGGGGGCGCUGCAGCAGCACUACCACUCCCGCAGCCCCUCCCUGUCCAGCCCCGGGGCCACGCUGGGCACCUGCUGCUCCCACCGCGGGGGCAAGAAGAGCACCCACCUGCCCAACUCCAGCGCCGCCCCGCCGCCCCACCAGCACAGCCUGCAGGAGCUGAGCACCAUCCACGGCCAGGCCGGGGCCCACAUCACCCGCAGUACCAGCCGCUCCAGCCUCAACAUGAAGCCGGACAACGGGGCCCGUCUGAACUGCAGGGGGGGGCAGAUCACCACGGCGAUAAUCACCAUGCCCGCCCCCCCAGCCCCCGCCCCCGAGAGCGACGGCCAGCGGCUCCCCCGCCCCGCCCCCCCCUGCUCCAACGUCGUCAAGGUGUCCGCUCUGUGA